Messenger RNA from Didymodactylos carnosus, 1254 nucleotides. The record is from the annotation of a GenBank genome assembly. Lineage: Eukaryota; Metazoa; Rotifera; Eurotatoria; Philodinida; Philodinidae.
AUGAGUACUACGGCAAAACCCUUACCGUUAGACCAACAGUUUAUUAUUAACCGAAAAGGGGUUAUCGACGAAAGAGUGCCAGCUUUGCAUUCGUCAUGGAUAGAAAAUCAUUAUUUUGUUUCCUAUACACCAUCACCAUCAGAUGAAAAUAAUAAAUCUGAAAUAGAACAGUGGACUGAACGUAUGGAAUUUAUCUCUAAUGAUUUGAAAUGGUUACUACAAUUAACACAUCGGCAAUUUUGGUGUGAAGUUGCGUUCAAUAAAGAUUUUCAUGUUUUGCUCGAUUCUUACUUACGUUAUGCUCCACGUCCACAACGUUCGUUUAUAGAUAACAAUACAGAUGUUUCAUUAGAUGAUGGGAAAGAUUCUUUACAGCAAAAUGUUAAUCGCUUGAUGUUUAUGACGAUAUUACGAAUGUCUACGCAUAAAGAAUCUCCAACAAAUUAUUUCACUCCUGAGGGUUUCGCUGAUGCAAUUUACGAUAAUUACAUCUUUGACAUUCCAAGAAUACUCGAUAUAUGUUCACUGUAUGCAAUAAACAAUAAAGAAUUAUUAUCAAAGAUGAUCAAUAACAUAUUUAAACAACAGCCAAAGUUUCUUGAAGAUUUGAAAGUUGGUGUAAAUGCUAUUAAAGAUGUUAUAGAUAAUAUGCUCUAUGCAUUUCACACAAAAAAUAAUUAUACUGAAAAUCGUCCAAAAAAACUACUCGAAAUCAAAUCACCUGCUAAUAUUUAUUCUUAUGAACAAAUAAUUGAUAUGCUGUUGUUUGAUAAUGAACUAAGCGACAUUUAUGAAGAAUCAAAAUAUGAAACAAUAACGUUAUUCAAUGAAUUAUUAUCAUCUUGUUGUAUAGAUCCUUUAUUGCACAAUCAAAAUGAAAAUGAUCAAGUUGAAAAUCUAGUUCAGAUCUGUUCAUUGUUAUCAAGUGAAAAACAUUUUUUAGCAGCAUUCGAAGAUUAUUAUAGUUUUAUUGAUGUAAUUGAUACUGUCCAACAAACAACAGGAUUAUUAGAUACACAACAAAUUAUGUUUUAUACAAACGCUGUUUAUGAAGCCAUUGAAUUGUAUGGAACACCGUCAUGUAAACAAAAACUGUCGACUUUAUCGACAUUGAAUGAAUUAGUUGACAAAAAUGAAGCUUCGUCAAAUGUUAAUCCAGCCGUUAAAACUAUACAAGAUUUCUUUCCGGAUUUAAGUGAUACAUAUAUUCUUUUGACGUUAUAUGAUAGUUUAAAAACAAGGUUUGCUAAAUGA